GGCCUGACGUCCUCAGAAGUUGAGCAAACACCUCCUCCUCCCGGCCCCCAUCCCAAUUUCUGCUGGGAAUUCGGGGCCUUCCAUAUCCGGACCCAGGAGCUCGGAGGCGGCAGGACCGGUCGGAACCUCAGAGGGGACGAGUCACCAGGUUUUAAGAUGCUGCGAGUACAAGGGACCAAACUGGGCAGGCUGGGGCUCAGCUUCUCCAAAGGGCUUCAUCACAAAGCGGUGGUGGCCCUGAGGCGGGAGGAUGUGAAUGCCUGGGAGAGAAGAGCACCUCUGGCUCCCCGGCACAUCAAAGGCAUCGCCAACCUGGGAUACAAAGUCCUAAUACAGCCUUCCAAUCGGCGGGCCAUUCACGACAAGGAAUAUGUCAAAGCUGGUGGCAUUCUUCAGGAGGAUAUUUCUGAAGCUUGUCUAAUUUUGGGAGUUAAAAGACCCCCAGAGGAAAAAUUAAUGUCUAAGAAGACUUACGCAUUCUUCUCCCACACAAUAAAGGCUCAGGAGGCCAAUAUGGGUUUGCUGGAUGAGAUUCUGAGACAGGAAAUCCGACUUAUUGAUUACGAGAAAAUGGUGGAUCAUAGAGGAACACGGGUAGUGGCGUUUGGACAGUGGGCAGGUGUGGCAGGGAUGAUCAACAUUUUGCAUGGAAUGGGGUUAAGGCUCCUUGCUUUGGGACAUCACACACCUUUUAUGCACAUUGGCAUGGCUCAUAACUACAGGAACAGUGGCCAGGCUGUGCAAGCUGUCCGCGAUGCUGGCUAUGAAGUAUCUCUGGGAUUGAUGCCAAAGUCGAUAGGGCCUUUAACAUUUGUGUUCACAGGGACUGGUAAUGUAUCUAAGGGAGCCCAAGAAAUCUUCAAUGAAUUACCUUGUGAAUAUGUGGAACCACAUGAAUUAAAAGAAGUUUCCCAAAAUGGAGACCUGAGAAAAGUGUAUGGGACGGUGUUAAGUCGCCAUCAUCAUCUUGUCAGGAAAACAGAUGGUGUGUAUGAUCCUGUAGAGUAUGACAAAUAUCCUGAGCGCUACAUAAGUCGUUUUAAUACUGAUAUUGCACCCUAUACAACUUGUUUAAUUAAUGGAAUCUACUGGGAACAAAACACCCCUCGUCUACUAACUCGCCAAGAUGUCCAGAGUCUCUUGGUCCCAGGCAGGUCCUCUGUUGCUGGUGUGGAAGGCUGCCCUGCAUUACCACACAAGCUUGUGGCAAUAUGUGACAUUUCAGCUGACACAGGAGGAUCAAUAGAGUUUAUGACCGAGUGUACGACAAUAGAACAUCCCUUUUGUAUGUAUGAUGCAGACCAGCAUAUUAUUCAUGACAGUGUUGAAGGCUCUGGGAUUCUGAUGUGUUCCAUUGACAAUUUGCCAGCACAGCUUCCAAUUGAAGCUACAGAAUACUUUGGAGACAUGCUUUACCCUUAUGUUGAAGAAAUGAUAUUAUCAGAUGCGACACAGCCUCUUGAAAGUCAGAAUUUUUCUCCUGUGGUGCGAGACGCAGUAAUUACAUCCAACGGUGUAUUGACUGAUAAGUAUAAAUAUAUCCAGAAACUCCGAGAGAGCAGGGAACUUGCUCAGUCACUUUCAAUGGACACCAAGAAAAAGGUCUUGGUUCUUGGAUCUGGUUAUGUAUCUGAACCUGUAUUGGAAUACCUGUCAAGAGAUAACAAGAUAGAAAUAACAGUAGGCUCUGACAUGAAGAACCAAAUCAAACAGUUAGGUAAGAAAUAUAAUAUUAAUCCUGUUAGCAUGGACAUUAGUAAACAAGAAGAGAAGUUGAGCUCCUUGGUGGCAAAACAGGAUCUUGUCAUCAGCUUAUUGCCUUAUGCAUUGCAUCCUCUUGUGGUGAAGGCAUGCAUCACAAGCAAAGUUAACAUGAUCACUGCAAGCUACAUCACACCGGCGCUAAAAGAAUUAGAAAAAAGUGUGGAAGAUGCCGGCAUCACAGUCAUUGGUGAACUUGGGUUGGACCCUGGUCUUGAUCAUAUGUUGGCAAUGGAAACCAUAGAUAAGGCCAAGGAAGUGGGAGCCACGAUUGAAUCUUAUAUUUCCUACUGUGGUGGGCUUCCAGCCCCUGAACAUUCAGACAAUCCUUUGAGAUACAAAUUUAGCUGGAAUCCAGUGGGAGUUUUGAUGAACAUAAUGCAGCCAGCUACCUACCUGCUCAAUGGAAAGGUUGUGAAUGUUGCAGGGGGCAUCUCCUUUCUUGAUGCAGUUACUCCCAUGGAUUAUUUCCCUGGCUUAAAUUUGGAAGGCUAUCCUAACAGAGACAGUACAAAAUAUGCUGAGAUUUAUGGCAUUCCAUCUGCGCACACUUUGCUGCGGGGGACACUGAGAUAUAAGGGGUAUGCCAAAGCUUUGAAUGGAUUUGUAAAACUGGGUCUUAUAAACAGAGAUGCAUUCCCUGCCCUUCGACCUGAGGCCAACCCUCUCACCUGGAAAGAGCUCCUUUGUGAUCUGGUUGGGAUUUCACCCUCCUCCAAGCAUGAUGUGCUCAAGGAAGCGGUCUUUCAGAAACUAGGAAGAGACAAUACCCAGCUGGAGGCUGCUGAACGGUUGGGCUUACUUGGGGAUGAACAAGUCCCUCAAGCAGAGUCUGUGGUGGAUGCACUCUCCAAGCAUUUGGCCAGGAAACUCUCCUAUGGCCCUGGAGAGAAAGAUAUGAUUGUGAUGAGAGACAGUUUUGGAAUCAGACAUCCUUCUGGACAUUUGGAAAAUAAAACUAUUGAUCUUGUGGUUUAUGGGGACAUCAAUGGCUUUUCAGCCAUGGCUAAAACUGUGGGGUUACCCACUGCUAUGGCAGCCAAGAUGUUGCUUGAUGGUGAAAUUAAAGGUAAAGGCCUGAUGGGGCCCUUUUCAAAGGACAUCUAUGGACCAAUAUUGGAGCGAAUUAAAGCAGAAGGCAUUAUAUAUACAACACAGAGCAUAAUCAAACCAUAAUUGAGAAUUAUAUCUUGGUUUUAUCUUCCCAGGCACCGUAGCUCUGAACAUUUGUGCAACAAACCUGCUUGCUAAUGUGCUGCUUUGAAAUAUAAAGCAUGAUAUUUUUUGAGUCAGUCAAUACAAUGAUGUUUUUAAAAUACAAAUCUCUAUUUUAAUAUGAAAACAUUUGGAACAGGAGAUGCCAGUAAUUACCAGAGAAUUUCAAUAAUUCUACAUUCAUUUUUUUCAUGUGUAUGCGAAAGUGAUGAUUGUGCUAUAUGUUAAUUUAUUGUGCAACUUUUUUCUUAUAAGAGUAUAUUUUCCUAUGAUCAGCAGAUAAACUUUUUAGUAAGAAAAAAAUUUUUCACACAGCUAUAUUUUUGUAUUUUUCAAAUUGAUUCACUUAGAUACUCUUAUAUUACCUAUCUAUAAACCUUUGCAAUAAUUAUAUUUUAUGGCUUUUUUGGUAAAAUUAUGAUUUACCGAGUAAAUCUCAUUUUUUACAGUUUUCUCUUGAGUGUUUGGAAAAGGAAAUAGGUAAGAGCAAAUCAAAAUCCACAUGAUCACCUCAUUAGGGACAGAAAAAGCAUUUAACAAAAUUUAACACCCUGGCGUAAUAAAAAGAUUCAACAAACUAGGAGUUGAAACCUGAUAAAGAACAUCUGUGAAAAACCUAUAGGUAGCAUCAUACUUAAUGAUGAAAGACUGAAAGAUUUCCCCUUGAAAUCAGAAACAAGAAAAUGAUGCUUUGGGCACUUAUACUCAACUUGUACUGGAGGGUCUAUCCAGGGCAGUUAGGCAAGAAAAUGAAAUACAACACAUCCAGAUUUGGAAGGAAGAAGUAAAACUACCUCUAUUUGCAGGUGGUAUCGAUCUUAUACAUAGAAAAUUCAAAAGAAUACUUUAAAAAACAUUAGACCUAAUACAUGAGUUCAGCAAAGUUGCAGGACACAGGUAAUAAUACAAAAUUGAUUGUAUGUCUAUACAAUAUCAAUAAAUGAAACAAAAAUGAUACUGAAAAAAACCAAUUCAAUUUACAGUAGCAUGAAAAAGAAUAAAAUAGGAAUAGAGUGUGAGUCUGGAAAUAAUCCUCAUAUUUAUGGUCAAUUGAUUUUUGAAAAGGGUGCUAAGACAAUUCAGUAGAGGAAAAUAAUAUUUCAUCAAAUGGUGCUGAAACAACUGGAUAUCCACAUGCAAAAGAAUGAAGCUGGACCCCAUCCUCACAGCAAUGAACUCAAAAUGGACCAAAGAUCUAAAUAUAAGAGCAAACACUAUAGAACUUGUAGAAGAAAUCAUAGAUGUAAAUCUUCAUGCCCUUGGAUUAGGCAGCGGUUUCUUAAAUAAUUGAAACCAAAAAGCACAAGCAACAAAAGGAAAAAAAAUAGAUAAAUUGGCAUCAUCAUCAGAAUUAAAAACUUCUGUGCUUCCAAGGAUACCCUCAAGAAAGCAAAAAGAUGACCCAUAGAAUGACAAAAUUUUUGCAAGUCAUAUAUCGGGUAAGGGAGGAAACUAUAUUUAGAAUAUAUAAAGGACUACUAUAGCUCAGUAAGUAGACAAAGAGCCCAAUUUAAAAAAUAAGGUUGUGAAUUGACGGUUCUCCAAAGAAGAUAAACAAAACCAAUAAGCACAUGAAAAGAUGUUCAACACCAUUAGCUACCAGGGAAAUGCAAAUCAAACCUAUAAUGAGAUACCACUUCAUACAGGAUAGUUAAAAUGAAAAAGAUAAUAAGUGUUUGUGGGGAUGUGGAGAAACUGGAAUCCUUGUAAACUGCUGGUGGAAGUGUAAAAUUAUGAAGCCACUUGAGAAAACAGUUUGGAAGUUCCUCAGAAGGUUAAGCAUAGAGUUACCAUAUGAGCCAGCAACUCCACUCUUAGGUACAUACCCAAGAGAAACUAAAACAUAUGUCCACACAAAAACUUGUAAGCAAAUGUUUAUGGCAGCAUUAUUCACAAUAGCAAAUAUCAAAAUAAGCCAAAUGUUCAUAAACAAAUAAAUGAAUAAACAAAAUGUGGCAUAUCCAUACAAUGGAAUAUCAUUUGGCAAUAAAAGAGAAAUGAAGUUCUGAUACAUGCUACCACAUGGAUGAACCUUGAAAAGAUUAUGCUAAGUGAAAGAAGCCAGACACAGAAGUCCACAUUAUGGUAUGAUCUCAUUUGUAUGAAAUUGUCCAGAGUAGUCAAAUCUAUAUAGAGAGAAAAUAGAUUAGUGGCUGCCUAAGGCUGGGGGUUUGGGGGAGAGUUGGGAGUGACUCCUAAUGAGUUUGGGUUUCUUCUUAGGGUGAUAAAAAUGUUGUAGAGUUGAUUGAGGUAAUGGUGUCACAACUUUGUGAAUAGACUAAAAAUCACUAAACUGUAUAUUUUGAAUUAUAUAGGAUAUGAAUUACAUCUCAAGUUGCUAUAAAAUGAUUAUAAUUUUUUUCCUUGGGGGAAAAUAUAAACUACUCUUUUUAAAAUACAGAGUAAACCCUUGUUUGACAUUCUAGGACUAUACACAUACUCUGGUAUGGAACGGAUUCUGCCCAUGAAAUAAGCAACUAUUGUGUGUGGGGUAUAUGGAAGUUGAGAAAACAUCUAUGCUAUUUGAAAAGGGUCAAAGUUGAUUAAGGCCUGGUCCUACCUGUCAAAAAUAAUAUGUGGAGAUCAAUAUUAAUAAGUAAAGACAUUUGUGUUAAUGGCACUUUUUUUUUUUUUUACCACAACAUUGAGUUCAACAAAGUCAAUCAGGAAUUAUGAGUGUCACAUUGAUUCUACCUCCAAUCUGGAAUAAUGCCUAGAGACAGUGGGAACUAGGGAAGUAACAUCUUAGGUGGGUGAGGGAAAAGUUUAAAUAUCUCUAAGCUAAGAUCUCAUUAGCUUUAACAUAAAUGUCAGGCAAAUGUUAUUGCAAAAGAGGGAAGCCCAAACGAGUUUAACUGGUUUGGGCUUCAUAAUACCAAUGAAUGAUAAAGGGGAUAUGAUUGAAGAGCUAGUCUAUUGUCAGUGCUAGAAAAGAAUUGUCAGUAAGCUUGAGUAAAGGUGGAUGUAAUCACACACUGCAUUGUCUCUCAAGUUUUCCAGUAGAAAUGAAGGUGAUGGUAAGAUAGAAUGGGAGCUUAUAAUUACAAGCAUAUGGCUUGCUCAGGGGUCAGCAGCCUUUUUACUACAAAGGGCUAGAUACUACAUAUUUUAGACUUUGUAGGCCAAAAGGGGCCAUAAUUGUUCAUUUCUGCCUUUGUAGUGUGAAAUCAACCAUAGACAGUACAUAAAUGAAUGGACAUGACUGUGUUCCAAUAAAACUUCAUUUACAAAAAACAAGUGAUGGGCAGACUUGGCCCUUGAGCCAUAGUUUGUUAACCUCUGGUCCUACCAUUAGAGUAGACUGAAUGCUCACAUCUUCCAGAUCUCUCUUGGCCUCUUUCAUAUAAAAUCCAUAUUUAUGUUGUCCAGUUUUCCUUUACCUAGACAAAAUAGAUACUAGAAGCUCCUAAAGAGCAGUUUGGUUGGUUCAACAAUACACGAGCUCUUUCCUUCUCCAUAAAAUAAGUAUAAUAAUAACUUGCAGGAUGGUUAUAAAGAUGAAUGAGCAAAUGUAAGGGAAAGCCUGGCACCUCGUAGAUGUUCAAAGCUAGUAUUCUUCUCUCUUUUGCAAUAACAUUUUGCCUGACAUUUAUGUUUAAGUUAAUGAGAGCUUAGAGAUGUUUUUUCAGUCAUUUAGAUAUCUUUGGAAGAAUCCUCAAAGAUCCAUGCUGCUCAAACAAGCUAUAGAUAUUUCUGCUCCAUAAUGAGAAUCUUAAAACAAUAGAAUGGAAAGGAACAGAAUAAUCACCUGGUUGGGCCAUUGAUUUUACAGAAGAGAAAAUGUGUCUCACAAAGUUAAAUGAUUUGCCUAAGGUGACAAGACUUAAUAUUGAAAUUUGAUCAUUUGAGGUCAUUCAAAAUACUUGAUGAAAUUUGGGAAGCACUUUGAUUUAUAAAACCUCUUUUAUGGUGGGUUAUUAGGACCACCACUGGCCCAUAUGGUGCCUUCUUGAGAAUUAGAGAAAGAUACUGCUUCUUCAAGACACUUCUGUCAAAAACUUACUGUCAAACAUGUAAUUUAUCACAACACUUUACUACCCUCGUGGGUAUUAAUCAUUUAAGUACAUGUCAUAAUAUUGGAUGCCUAUGAUGUCAUUAGCUCCCCUGUAGAUGCAGUGCACAACUCUCACAGCCAUGCAGGUAACCACUAUUAUCCUUACGUGCUGUCUAGAUCACCUUUACAAGGCUUUACAUUUGUUUUGUUUUUUAAGAUUUUAUUUGACAGAGAGAGAGAGAUCACAAGUGUGGGGAGAGGGAGAGAGGGAGAGGGAGAAGCAGGCUCUCUGCCAAGCAGGGAGCCCGAUGCGGGGCUCGAUCCCAGGACCCCGGGAUCAUGACCUGAGCCGAAGGCAGACGCCUAACCAACUGAGCCACCCAGGUGCCCCAAGGCUUUACAUUUGUUGAUUGUCUGCAGUGAAACUACAUUUACCAGACUUGAAUUCCACUGGAAAGGAUCCAGUGAGAAAAGCUUCCUGUUUUAGGGCAAUGCUUUAGUCACUGACAGCUAAUCUAUUAGCUUCCUUUUUCCAAUUUUGUUAUAGUCCUAACACUCAUUUUUAAUUUUUAUUGAUUAGCAAGAAUUACGAAACAGUGUUGAGUCCUAACUUUCAAGGUUAACACGUCCUGACCCUCUAAGUUACUGGUUUAGUAGAAUAGAAGGUUUCUGGUGUCUUCCAGUGUUCUGCUGAUUGAUACGUAUACUACAUCACUGCAUAAACCCUGAGAAUCCCACUGCCAGCCUCAGAGCCUGGUGAAACUUCAUUGCGAUUUCUCCCCUUUUUGUUCGAUUAAAGAUGACUCUGGGCUGUUGCCAGGCACAACUAAAGCAGCAGCCCAGCACUUGGCUUCAGUUCAUUCUGAAGUUCAUUUCUUCCAAGCCAGGUUCUUGGUGAAGCUGGCACAGGGUGAAGCGGGCCCCCAUACUUGGUCAGAACGCAGUUAACUCCAAUAAAGAAAAACCAUGCUUGUCUUACUAGCCAACUGUUGAUAAAAGGAGUUUUUUCUUUCUUAAGUUGAAGGAGAUACUUAAAAGGAGGUAGAAAUUAAAAGGGAACUGAUAGAGGAAAGAAACUGGAAUAGACUGUAAAACAGAAGACCAGGAGAAAAGAUGAGGGGCGUGGAUUAUUAAAAUACUGUAAUAAUGUUUAAAAAAAAAAAACUUAAAAACUUUGGCUGGCACAAGGUGGUUCUAUUUAGUUUCUGGUCUAUGAGAUUUGAAAUUUAAUAUUGGCUGAAUUAUGCAACCAUUAUUCAAACAGUUCAAUAUGUAAGAUGCUCAAUGAAGACAGUGGUCCUUUUCAGGGUCCUACUCAUCUGCCCUUAUGUUAAAGGAAGACAUUCUUCAGAGUUCUUUCCCAGCCUCUAUUUUCUUUCUAUAUGUUCUCUCUGGGUGUGUGCAUCCCACCCUUUGGCUUCAAAUAUCACCUAUAUCUCUAAGGAAUCCCUAACUUUCUCAUUUGAGCUUCUGAGUAUGUAUAUAACUACCUACUAAUAUCUCUGUUGGGAUAUCUCCCCAACUUCUUAAACUCAAUGUUGACUUGAGUUUGUAGUAUAAACCUGUGUUUUUCAGUGGGGCCACUCUAGGAAUUUCCCCCAAAAGUAGCUCUUCCACCUGAUUGCCCAUCUCAGGAAAUGGCAACCACUAUCUUCUCCCUGCUCUGGAUGUAAUCCUUGAUGCCAGCAAAUCAGGACUUCUUCCUCUUCUCCACCGAAUCCAUCCUUGUCCAUCCUCGGACUCCAUCCUUGUCUUUCUACCCAUGCAUAGCUAGCCUCAUACAGAAUUACUUUCUCGAUGUCCAUUCUCCUCACAGCAGACACAUUAGUCUUUCAAUAUGAUCUUUCUCUGACUCAUUUUCCUAAUUACAAGUAUUUUCUGGGAUUCCUCACCAUUUAAACUACUUGUACUUAAAGCAUUGUCUCAGGGUCUGCUUCUGUGGGAACUCAAACUAAGAUUCCAGUGUAUUUUUAGCACCCAUCAUGAGGCCUGACAUAUAGUAAUGUGUAUAUAUAUAUAUACACAUAUAUAUAGUACUGACAUACUUACACAAGCCUGGUGGUAAGGUGUGGUAGAGGUGGAAGUGUAGAUAAGGGAAGGUUGUUAUAGGCUCUGCUUGUAUAUAAAGCAGUUUUAGGUUAUUUUUUAGCAUUAGCCAAUAAUGCUGAAGAAGCAUAUUUUUCUCUUCCAUUUGUUGCCUCUUAGAGUGCUUGUUGAAAUUCCCCCAAAGCAUAAGGAUGGGUAAAGGGCAUUCUUUUGUGAUAUUUGAAUCAGCCCCAACUAUCACAAUUACUGUGUGUGUCACAAUAGAUUGAGAUUAUGUUAAUCAUAAUCCAGGGGGCUGGUAAGAUCAGAUUUGUGCUUCUAAAAGAUUGCUUUGGCUCCACUGUUAAGAGGCAUUCAGGACAGGGUGAGAGGGGGAGAUGUCCAGAGGCCAUUGCAGUAGUUGAAGAAAGAAGUUACACCCCAUCCCCCAACCAAAAGUGAGAACAUCAUGUAGACACUUCUCCAGGCUACUGAAUCAGUGCUUUAGAAGAGGAAACAGAAACCACCCUAGGCAUUUUAAAGAGAAAGGCAUACAAGACAGUAGGAGCCUUACACUCAUAGCUGGGGCCCAUGUAUUGGGAAGCUUGAAUCAGAAGUACUGGGUUGAGGGGCACCUGAGUGACUCAGAUGAGCAUGUGACUCUUGAUUUUGGCUCAGGUCAUGAUCUCAGGGUUGUGAGAUGGAGCCCCACAUCAGGCUCACGCUCAUCAUGGUGUCUGCUUGGGAUUCUCUCCCUCUCCCUCUGGCCCUACCCACUCCCACUCCCCUCGUUCAUACUCUCUCUGUCUCUGUCUCUUAAAAAAAAAGUACUUGGUCUUCCUGCCAUGGCUGCUACUGGUUCCCAACCCAAUACACUGGAACUCGGCUGCAAAGAGCCACAUCUGUCUCUACAACCUUGCUUCCUUUUACCAGCAGGGUCAAAGAGGACAGGAGGAUGGCCUUUGCCUUAUUUCUGUCUUCUAGUCUUGUGUGAUAGUAUUUUCAGAGUGGCCAGAAAGAAAGUCAAGAAGUAUAGGCAAAUAUAUAAUAAAUGGGUUAAAAUUAUAUUACAAUGUAUGGUAAAACGAUAUUGUCUAUGUUUCCAGACUUUACGGUUCCCUGUAUUUGGUGGAAUGUAAUUCAUACCCACAACCCUAGCUGCAAAGGAGUCAGGGGACUAUAGUUUAUAGCCUUUUUGUCUUUGAAGUGUAAGAAGUGUUCUAACUACUAUCACCAUGUAACAAACUACCCCAAAAUGUAGUGGCUUAAAAUAGCAGUCAUUCAUUUUGUUCAUCAAUUUGCAACUUGGGCAUGACUCAGGGGCAACAGUUCUCUCUGCUCAACAGAGUCCCACUUGUGGUGUGUUGACUGGGAGCUGGGGGAUCCAUUGCGAGACAGCUUGUUCCCAUAGCUGCCCAGGUGGUUCUGCUGUCAGCUGGAAGCUCAGCUGGGGCCUCUAGGCAGAGCUGCAUUGCCUUUUAUGCCUUUUAUGACUUAGCCUCUGAAGUCACAUAGCAUCACCUUCCCCAGAAUCGCAAGUCCAUCCAGAUUCAAGGGGAGGAACCACAGACCCCACUGCCGAAUGGGAUGAGUUUCAAAAAGUCAUGUGGGAUGGAAGAUACUGUUGAGCUAUUUUUGGAAAA
Messenger RNA from Mirounga angustirostris (Northern elephant seal), 10638 nucleotides. It is a transcript of the gene AASS, whose product is annotated as aminoadipate-semialdehyde synthase. The coding region runs from base 157 to 2937 and encodes 926 amino acids. The record is from RefSeq and is a predicted model, not a curated record. The transcript is spliced from 24 exons. Gene Ontology annotation, cellular component: cytoplasm. Gene Ontology annotation, molecular function: saccharopine dehydrogenase activity. Lineage: Eukaryota; Metazoa; Chordata; Mammalia; Carnivora; Phocidae.